Molecule: messenger RNA, 1465 nt
Organism: Chelonoidis abingdonii (Abingdon island giant tortoise)
Lineage: Eukaryota; Metazoa; Chordata; Testudines; Testudinidae
Gene: RAB25
Product: RAB25, member RAS oncogene family
Molecular function (GO): GTPase activity; GTP binding
Source: RefSeq, a predicted model, not a curated record
AGCCAGCCCAGCAGAGCUGCACCUUCAACCUGCCUAGCAAGGAUCUACUCCCUGCCCGGCCCCUUUGAAGAAAAGAGGCCUAAGAAGCACAGGGCUGACUAUUUUUUUUUGCUUGUUUGGCUGGUGCAGCAAAGGGAACUUGGCCCUGUGGGUCUCCUCCCCCACUGGCAACUCUCCUCCCAAUUGCUUUCAACUUCCCUGUCUUGGGAGGAAAUUUUGUCCUCCACCUUCCUGGUUUAUCAGAUUGUGGCAAAAAAAAAAAUCAAACAAACCCCCACCCCCUGGCUGUUAAGGAAGCAGGCAAAGACUGAGAGGAGGAUCCCAGGCCGGAGGGGGCCAGGUGUGGCUGGGAGAGAUGGGGACGGCGGAGGACGAUUAUAACUUUGUCUUUAAGGUGGUCCUGAUUGGCGAGUCUGGCGUGGGGAAGACCAAUCUGCUCUCGCGCUUCACCCGCAAUGAAUUCAACCAUGACAGCCGCACCACCAUUGGCGUGGAGUUCUCCACCCGCACCAUCAUGGUGGGCAAUGCCAUGGUGAAGGCACAGAUCUGGGACACCGCCGGGCUGGAGCGCUACCGUGCCAUCACCUCAGCGUAUUACAGGGGAGCAGUGGGUGCCCUCCUGGUUUUUGACAUCACCAAGCACCAGACCUACGAUGUGGUAGAGCGCUGGCUGAAGGAGCUGUAUGACCACGCCGAGGCCACCAUCAUCGUCAUGCUGGUGGGCAACAAGACGGACUUAGCCCAGGCCCGUGAGGUGCCAACCGAGGAGGCCAAGAUGUUUGCAGAAAACAAUGGGCUUCUGUUCAUCGAGACGUCUGCGCUGGACUCCACAAACGUCGAGCAGGCCUUCGAGACCAUACUGAGAGACAUUUUCAACAAAGUGCAGAAGCAGCAGCAGAGAAGCCCCCAGGACAACACGGUGUCGCUCUCCAGCGAGAACCCCCACGGCACCUCCCAGACCCCAGAGGAGAAGCGAGCGUGCUGCGUGAGCCUCUGAGAGCAGGGUGGGAGCUGGCCCAGGACUCGCCGUGGAGGCACGAGCCCCUCUAUCUGCUUUGCUUUCUGACUGGGGGAGUGCCCAUCCCCUCCCUCAAUGCCCCGUAACUGCACCAAGCCAGGCCGGGGCUGGGCGACGGAAACACGUCUGCAAUUGAUCCAUCCCUUCGCUCCCUCCGCAAAGCCGUUACCCACCCCACACCUUGCAGGCAGCAUCACUAGAGAAGGGGAUGCUGCAUACCCAGACCUCUGCCCCCUGGAGUCUGCCAAGCCACAGCAGGGGGAAUCUAGGUGGGAGGGGAGUCAGCUAGCUAAACUUCCUAGCAGAGGGGGAGUCAGCCAUAGGAUCACACCCAUCUAUCUUAGUUAUCUGAUCCCAUUACCACAGUGUCAGAGCAUCUUUUUAAAUGUAUUUAUCAUCACAAACCUCUGUGGGAUAGGGCAGUGCUAUUAUCCCCAGUGUACAGAU